CAUCCUUGGAAUCCUGGGGCAGGACCCUUCCAGCUCCAGGCAGCAGCAGUUGCCCUAAACCAGCAGCUCCUUUGGACUGUUGGAGGAUGAGGAAUUAGAUUUUCAGGUCUCCCUGCUCCACCAAGAUCUCCGGGAGGGGAAAGGCUGGGAGUGUUCGUGUCACUAUGAGCAAAGAGAGAACCCCCUUAUUCUGUAGGAUGAAGGAUUACAGGCUCCUGCAGAAUGCCUCAGGAAGCAUCGGGGAUGAAAAGGAUGUCCAGGGCUUGACCUUAGAAAUAACCAAAGACGUGGAGUCUUUUAGAAAUUCCAGCUUGGUCACAGGAGCAAGAGUGAGCAUCAGUCACAGCCCAGGAAGGCUCACAGAAUGGAAAAAAGAACAGAACGCGCUGGGGGCGAUGGAGCGGUUUGAUAAACGGGACGCGUCAGCGAUGCUCACGUGGGAGUCGGCCCUGGACAGAGAGCAGACUUCCAGGCAGGCCCUCCCGGAGGCCGCUGCGGUCGCUCUGGCCUGUAAAAUGAAAGCCAAAGAGAAGUACCAAUCCGACCUGUGGUUAGAAAUCGAACACCUGACUAAGGGUAUAGUGCAACAAGACUCAAGCUCAUCUUCCUCGGCAGGCUUUAGUACAACCAGCAAUGCUGUGGUUCCAUCUGAGACUGAUGCGAUUGAGAACAUGUUUGAACAGAAUUUAAAGAUCAAGUUUUACAUCAGUUCCAGGUCCACAUCUCCGUCCUCACCCAGUGGAGACGAAGCUGACCUAGUUAAGGUUAUAGAUUCUGCUCAUCUCCCAGUUCACACACCAACAAUAAAGAGAAAGGAAUAUCAUAGUAGAAUCCCAUUUCCAACUAAGAAUAAGACUCACCAGUUUUUCCUCAUGUCCUUUACUGCCCCCACAAAGUGUCACCAGUGCACGUCUCUGAUGGUGGGUUUGAUAAGACAAGGCUGCGUCUGCGACGCCUGUGGGUUCUCAUGUCACACAACCUGUGUAGAAAAAGCUCCAAGAGCUUGUCCAGUGCCUUUUCAGCAGAAGAAAGGCGCCCUCUGUCUAGACUUACAGAAAGGCAUGGGAACAGCCUAUGAAGGCCACGUCUGGAUCCCAAAAAAAACAGGAGUGGAAAAAGGAUGGCAGAGAGCACUGGCUAUAGCUUGUGACUUCAAACUCUUCCUGUAUGACAUGGAUGAAGAAAAAGACUCAAAACCCAACGUUGUAGUGAGUCAGUCGAUCGACAUGAGGGACAGAGCAUUUUCUGUCAGUCCCGUCUGGUCCUCUGAUUUUAUUCCGGGAAAGAAAAAGGAAAUGCUCCGUAUGUUUAAAGUCACAGCUUCCCAGCUCUCAGCACCUAGUAACAGAUAUUCAAUUCCAAUAUUAGCGGAUAGCGAGAAUGAGAGGAGUGAGUGGGUGCGAGUGCUGAGCGAAUUGCACAAGAUACUGAGGAAACGUCAUUCCGGGGACCGCUCUGUCUACAUUCUGAAAGAGGCUUGUGAUAGCAGUCUACCCCUGAUCAAAACCACCCAGACAGCGACAAUCAUAGAUCACAAAAGAAUCGCUCUGGGAAAUGAAGAAGGGUUGUUCGUUGUGCACGUUACCAUAGAUGAAAUUAUCCGAGUUGGUGACAUGAAGCAUAUUCAUCAGAUUGAGCUCAUCCCUCAUGGCCAGAUGGUUGCAGUGAUCUCAGGGAGACGUCACCAUGUGCAGCUGUUUCCUAUGUCAGCUUUGGAUGGACGAAAGACUGAUGUUCACAAGCUGGUAGAAACCAAAGGGUGCCAGACCAUGACUUCUGGAACAGUGUGCCAAGGGGCCCAUACAUGCCUCUGUGUAGCUCGGAAAAGCCAUGUCUUCUGUUAUGAGCUGUUUCAAAGCAAGAAAAUUUCUCACAGAAAAUUUAAAGAGCUCCAAACGCCAACCAAUGUCCAGUGGAUGGCCAUCUUCGGUGAACAGCUUUGUAUAGGAUUCCAGUCAGGAUUCCUGAGAUAUCCUUUGAAGAGAGAAGGAAUCCCAUACAGGAUGCUCCACUCGCACGACCCUACACUGUCGUUUAUUGCACGUCAACCAGUGGAUGCUCUCUGUGCAAUUGAGAUCUCCAGUAUUGAAUAUCUGUUAUGUUUUAAGAGCAUUGGAAUUUACACUGACAGCAGGGGCCUCAGAUCCAGGCCAGCUGAACUGAUGUGGCCAGCAACUCCAACGUACUGCCGUUACAAUGCCCCAUAUCUCUCAGUGUACAGUGAAAAUGCAGUGGACAUCUUUGACGUGAACUCCACGGAAUGGAUCCAGACCGUCCCCCUCAAGAAGGUUCGACCCUUGAAUAGUGAAGGAUCCCUAAAUAUUUUACAUUUGGAGACAAUUAGAUUAAUAUAUUUCAAAAAUAAGAUGACAAAUGGAGAUGAACUUGUAUUUCCCGAAUCAGAUGAUCAUCAGAAGCAAGCAAGUGUUCCCAUGCCUCGACAGCAAGCGGCGUUAUUCCUUCCGCGUUCCAAGGGGAAAGGGCUGCCGCCGAAGGCGCUGUGACCCCCAACCGGUCACAGGGGACCGGGAGGACCACUCGAGGACCACGUGAUAUUUGAUGUAAUAUGGAAGAAAAAGAAAUAAAUCUCUGAAACUCA
This is a messenger RNA of Equus caballus (horse), 2599 nucleotides long. RefSeq names its product serine/threonine-protein kinase MRCK alpha. Lineage: Eukaryota; Metazoa; Chordata; Mammalia; Perissodactyla; Equidae. The record is from RefSeq and is a predicted model, not a curated record. Gene Ontology annotation, molecular function: protein serine/threonine kinase activity. Gene Ontology annotation, biological process: actomyosin structure organization; peptidyl-threonine phosphorylation. Gene Ontology annotation, cellular component: actomyosin; cytoplasm; cytoskeleton.